GCGGCGGAGUCGCCGUGCCGUUUGGCGGGAAAAAAGGCUGAGGUUUUCGCGCCAAGUAGUUGUAAGGAAGAGUUGUAGUGAGGUUGCCUGUUUAGGCGUAGAAGCAAAAGCAAUUCCUAGGGAGGAAUUGAUCUCGAGUCUGAGAUGGCAGCGCCCGCGCCAACUACUUUGGAUGAUGCUGAAUUGCGAGAAGCUCAGCGAGAUUACUUGGACUUUUUGGAUGAUGAGGAAGAUCAAGGAAUUUACCAAAGUAAAGUCCGGGACAUGAUUAAUGACAAUGGGCAUCGUCUGAUUGUGAAUAUCAAUGACCUCCGCAGAAAGAAUGAGAAAAGAGCCAGUCGUUUGCUGAACAGUGCCUUUGAGGAAUUGCUGGCUUUCCAGCGUGCCUUGAAAGACUUUGUUGCUUCUGUGGAUGCUACAUAUUCGAAGCAGUAUGAAGAUUUUUACAUUGGGUUAGAAGGCAGCUUUGGAUCUAAACAUGUGACACCUCGGACGUUGACAUCCCAGUUUCUCAGCUGUAUUGUCUGUGUGGAGGGUAUUGUUACAAAAUGCUCUUUGGUGCGUCCAAAGGUUGUUCGAAGUGUGCAUUACUGCCCUGCUACCAAGAAAACCAUUGAGCGGCGAUACACAGAUUUGACUUCCUUGGAAGCUUUUCCAUCUUCUGCUUUUUAUCCCACCAAGGAUGAAGAAAACAAUCCUCUCGAGACAGAAUUUGGCCUGUCAACUUACAAAGAUCAUCAAACCAUCACAAUCCAGGAGAUGCCAGAGAAAGCACCAGCUGGACAACUUCCUCGCUCUGUAGACAUCAUUUUAGAUGAUGACUUGGUAGACAAAGUAAAGCCAGGAGACCGUGUACAGAUCAUUGGGACUUUCCGUUGUCUGCCAAGCAAGAAGGGUGGCUACACUUCAGGGACAUUUCGGACCAUCCUGAUUGCUUGCCAAGUAAAGCAAAUGAGCAAGGAAGUCCAGCCUGAAUAUUCAUCUAGAGAUGUUAGCAAGAUUAAAAAAUUUAGCAAACAACACUCAAAGGAUGUUUUUGAACAGCUUUCAAAAUCUUUGGCUCCCAGCAUUCAUGGGCAUGAGUACAUUAAGAAGGCAAUUCUGUGUAUGCUCCUGGGAGGAGUCGAAAAAGUGUUGGAGAAUGGAAGCCGGCUCCGAGGGGACAUUAAUAUCCUACUGAUUGGUGACCCUUCUGUUGCGAAGUCUCAAUUGUUACGUUACGUGUUAUGUACAGCUCCCCGGGCCAUUCCCACUACUGGCAGGGGUUCUUCUGGAGUAGGGUUGACUGCUGCUGUCACAACAGAUCAGGAAACUGGAGAACGUUGUCUGGAAGCUGGUGCCAUGGUCUUGGCUGACCGUGGAGUGGUUUGCAUUGAUGAAUUUGAUAAGAUGUCUGACAUUGAUCGUACUGCUAUCCAUGAAGUGAUGGAGCAAGGCCGUGUUACUAUUGCCAAAGCAGGCAUUCAGGCCCAGCUCAAUGCCCGUUGCAGUGUAUUAGCUGCUGCGAAUCCAGUCUAUGGAAGGUAUGACCAAUACAAAACUCCCAUGGAGAAUAUCGGCCUUCAGGAUUCUUUGCUGUCCCGAUUUGAUUUGCUCUUCAUUGUUUUGGAUCAAAUGGACCCAGAACAAGAUCGGGAAAUCUCAGACCAUGUCUUGCGAAUGCAUCGUUACAGAGCAGCUGGUGAACAGGAUGGAGAUGCCAUGCCUUUAGGCAGUGCAGUUGAAUUACUAGCAACUGAAGACCCUUCCUUUACCGAGGAGGAAGAUCAGGAGCUACAAGUGUAUGAAAGGCAUGAUGACCUACUGCAUGGACCUCGGAGGCGGAAAGAGAAGAUCGUAAGCAUGGAGUUCAUGAGGAAAUACAUUCAUUUUGCCAAGAUGCUGAAGCCAGUUUUGACUGAGGAAGCAGCAGCCCUCAUUGCCCAGGAAUAUUCUUCCCUUCGCAGUCAGGAGCAGAUCACCUCUGACAAUGCCAGGACUUCCCCUAUUACAGCCCGAACUCUAGAGACAUUGAUCCGGCUCUCAACUGCACACGCUAAAGCCAGGAUGAGUAAAAUAAUUGAGAAGCAUGAUGCCAAAGCUGCUGUAGGGCUGGUACAAUUUGCUUAUUUCAAAAAAGUUCUGGAAAAAGAAAAGAAGCGGAAAAAGCAGACUGAAGAGGACCCAGAAGAAGAAACAGAUGGUGAAAUGUCCCAAGAAAGGGAAGAAAGACAGAAAAAGAGAAGGAAGACAGAUUCCAGCAUGCAAUCGCCCACAGAAGGAGAAACACAUGAUCCUUACGACUUCAGUGACACAGAAGCAGAAACGCCAGAAAUUCAGGCACACCCCUCCAAGGUUCCUGAAGCAUCAAGCACUGAUGAGAUUACAUCAAAGUUGUCCGAGUCCAGGCUUAAAACAUUCAAGGCAGCCCUCCUGGAAGUAUUCAGAGUUGCCCAUGCACAGUCUGUGAAUCUGAAGACCCUGUUGGAAUCCAUCAACCGGGACAACCCAACUCCUUUUUCAUCAGCUGAAGUCAAAGCAGCGUUGGAACAGAUGCAAGAAGAUAACCAGAUCAUGAUGUCAGAUGACAUAAUUUUUCUGAUCUAGAGCAACUCUAAGAGAGGAGAAGGACUUACUAUGCUCCCCUUAGGUACUUGGCAUGGAUGGAACUCUACAGCAGCAUCAGUAGAGUUUGUCCUGAAAUCUUGGCUUAGCUGAUUGCUCCAUACCAAAUUCAAAUUUAUCUGGACUAAACUAUGGGGGUGGGGAGUGGGGGGAAUAAAGUCUUGACAGUUUUGUUAUUUUCCUACAAAUUUUUUUUUAUAAUUCAAAGAGCUUUGGCUCCACUGCUUGUCGGAUACAUGCAAGCUCCCCAAGUAAAAAUAUGUGCAUUGUAUUGAGCAGCUUUCUUUAUUGUUUAAACACAUAUUCUGAUGUGUGAUUCCCAAAUUCUCCAGACGGCUGAGAAAUUUGGGAAUUCCUAUCUCUGCAUUUGGAAAGUACCUAGAUCAGGGAGAUAGCUACCACUGUACAGUAAUGUUAUUCUGAACAUUCAGCCUUGUCAUAUCAUUUUACCAAUGCAUUUAUAAUGCGCCUUUCAUUUUCUGAUACAUAGUUUUAUAAACUCCAGUGUGGUAAUAAAAAUGUAUUUGCAAAGUUAAAAUUAAAAUAAGUUGAGUGCUCAUGUGUACCAUAUCUCCUCUUAUAUAUAACAAGCCCUUACCUUGAAUUAUAUUUUUUACAUUUUAGGUAAAUGUUUUUGAUGGAUUGUAUAAUAUGAAAGUAACUUUUUCUAUCAGAAAGAGCUUUUAUCUGUUAGGGAAAAUAGCACCAGCAUUCUGAAAGCGGUUCUGUUCUUAAUGAGCAUUUAGUUUACUGCUGAAUCACCAGGUCUUCCUCCACAUGCAAGCAAAGGAAGCUAACUGGAAUGCAAAGUAGCAUUGAUAAAGGGCAAAUAGGAAAGCAAUAGGCUGGGUCUUUCUGCCUCAGAGUGUUGUGUCUGCACCCCCCGAGCUGGGCCCCCUGCCAGAAAGUGACUCAGAAAGUGAGGGGGAAGGGCCAUCAGGACUUACCUCUGGAGCACCGGCUUCCCUGGCUCAGCUCCAGGAGCCAGAGGCAGGCCAGGUGGAGGAGAUAACGAGACCUCCAUCCCCUGACUCUUUCCCCCCCAAGGCCAUGCCUCCAGACCCGGCUGAUGGCAAUCAGGCCUGGCUGGACCCUAGGUUUCGUAGGCAGGAGAGGCAGAAACAGCAGAAGCAGGGGUGGGGCAGGCCUAGGAAGUGCUGAGUCAUGGAGCCACACCCCACAGGAUAUAUUUAUUUAUUUAUUUAUUUAUUCGUAUUUUUAUACCGCCCUAUCUCCCUAGGGACUCAGGGCGGUUCACAGCCAGAUAAAAAAUAUACAUAUAAAUACAAAAUAAAACUUCAAUUAAAAAACUUAUUACAAAUGGCCAAAUAAUUAAAAUAGCAAUAUACAUAAUAAAACCCAUUAAAACCAAUUAAAAUUUUAAAAUCUAGUCCAGUCCUGCGCAAAUAAAUAGAUGUGUUUUAAGCUCGUGGCGAAAGGUUCGGAGGUCAGGAAGCUGACAAAGUCCUGGGGGUAGUUCGUUCCAGAGGGUGGGGGCCCCCACAGAGAAGGCCCUUCCCCUGGGCGUCGCCAGCCGGCACUGCCUGGCCGACAGCACCCUGAGGAGUCCCUCUCUGUGAGAGCGCAUGGGUCGGUGAGAGGUAUUCGGUAGUAGCAGGCGGUCCCGUAAAUAACCCGGCGCUAAAAGCAGCAGGGCUGCUAUACCACUUCGUGGCAAGCAAAGCAACUGCUUAACUAGAGCUGAAGUACUGUUUGUUCCUGGUUGACUCAUCGGCAUCAAGAGAGAUAACAGAGACACUUGGCAGACACUCGCUAGUUUGCUGCCAGAGCUGAUAGUUGCCGGCUAAUUAAGUCAUCGCUCGGACUGAGGCAAGGGAGACCGAACACAGCGUUUUUUUCAUACACAAAAGUAUAAUGUAUAGAAUUAGCAAACAUUUCUACAAAUAUUAAAAGCCCUUGUGCUUUUAUGAUAUCAAGAUUGCAAAAAGCUUUGAUUUUUAAUGUUUCCAUUGCACAUUAUAAUACAGAAUAAAACUGAGCCUAUUUCUAAACAUGGCUUGAUCUUACAUCAUAUUUUCCAUGAAUUCCGUUUGUAUAUCAAAACAUGACCUACAUGGAGCAAUUCCAAUGCUUAUUAUCUGAAAUUUAGUUUCAGUAAGCUUAAAUAUUAAAUGAAAAUUUGUACUAUCCUUUUAUAACUCACAUUUCAAAAAUAAAAUUGAUUGAAAUAUCUUCUGGUUUUUUUCCCCUGAGAGUACAAUUACCAGCCUCAAUUAAAAACCUUUAAAUAUGUGUGCAUGGAUCUAGGUCUUUCCAAGUGGUUCAAGUUGAAACACUGGUUGACAGAACAUGAUGAGCUUGAUGUUUAAAACUGACCAGGUGAUGGGUGACCAGGUGUUCAGCAGAGAAAAGGGAACUUUUCUGAGCGAG
Messenger RNA from Ahaetulla prasina, 4995 nucleotides. RefSeq names its product minichromosome maintenance complex component 3 (gene MCM3). The coding region runs from base 145 to 2586 and encodes 813 amino acids. The transcript has 17 exons. The record is from RefSeq and is a predicted model, not a curated record. Gene Ontology annotation, biological process: DNA replication; double-strand break repair via break-induced replication; DNA strand elongation involved in DNA replication. Gene Ontology annotation, molecular function: ATP hydrolysis activity; single-stranded DNA binding; ATP binding. Lineage: Eukaryota; Metazoa; Chordata; Lepidosauria; Squamata; Colubridae. Gene Ontology annotation, cellular component: MCM complex; nucleus.